GACUGUAGGUCGUCUGACGCGUUCAAAAGAGCAUUUGCUCAUCUCAGGUUUGGUUUGUCAGGUUCCUUGAACCUGAAAUUUGUGGUAUCAUCAGUAGUUGUCUUGUGUUUUUGUUAUUAGACGUAGGUCUAUCUCAUUCCUUUUAUAGAGUUGUUGGCUAUUUCCCUGUCAUGUAAUUCCUUAUCUACGAUUUCCAUACGCGGUACUGGGUAAACAGCACAUAGUAUACUCACUCUAUCAGGACAUUGUGUUGUUUCGAGCUACAGAAAAUCUCCUUCGUGUUCUUAUCACGUUGAAGGAUUUGUUCCCAAGGCGAUAACAACCGUGUAAUAAAAAAGGACAUCACAAUAGGUUGGCAAGUAUGUGACGUAACGGUAGUGGGUCUUACUGCGGAUCAGAAGACCUGGCAAUGGAGUCAAAAUGGGCUCAUCAGUCUCCUAAAGUGGGACGGGUUUUUUCAUGAGGCUGGGAUCGUAGUAACGCUGGCUGUGUUCUAACCACAGUCUGGUCGAUGCACAAUGUUAGUCUGUUGUAGAUGGGAGGUAUAUAGCUCUUCAGUCGGGCUUGUUAGUUUUUAGUGUCUAUCUCACCUCGAGUAAUUUGUGUUCCGUUGUUUACGUAUUUGAGAUUUAUUUAGUGUACAGUACCCAUCCCGUUGUAUGAUAAGCUCAAAUAACUGCAAUAUUAAGAGGUUGAAUACGAAGUUCUAUGUUUUAUACACAUGGAUUCAUCAGACCAUAUACAGAGCGCAAAUCGUCUGUAGACAGUGGCAUGCACAUGUGGUGUAUGCUAUGAUGGGUUUGCUAAUACAAAGACCAAUUGUGUAACGUGUUUAAUGAAUUAAGCUAAGUCAAUCGUACGAUACCCAUAUUAAUCCUAAUGUCAGGAUUUAACACACAUUUUUCUGAACCUAACUAGUCGUACAUACCUGACGUACCACCUUUUUACAGACUCCCGAGUGUCAGUUGUCAGAAUGGAUUUUGGUUUAUGACUUCUGUUUUCUGCCUAGUACACUAUAGAUCCCAAGGUUGCUCCUUUCAUUUGUUGUAGACCGCAUAAGAUAGUUUCUAUUUAUUUUUAUUAUAUUUAAACAUAGGAAUAUGGGUACAAAGAGGCACCAGAUAUAUAUGCGCCUCACAAAUCUCAUUUGAUUUGUGUGAGGGCUAUGAUACUGCCCAGAUGCCCAAACUGAAACAGAUGGUUUUCUUAGGGGGCCACACCCCAAGCCUUUGACCUGAAGGUCUAGUCCACAAGGCAGUGGAGCAUCGUAAGGAGAUGCAGUCCCAUGGUAGCCGGUGACCAAUAAUAGGUUCAUACGCCAUUCGUUCCAUCAGGAUACUGGAGCCCAUGUGCACCAUUGGUUUGGAAUCAGGGUUUUCCAACUCCCCUAGGUGAACACUCCACAUCCACCAACCCGGUUAAAGCGCCGGACAUUCGCCUUUCGUCCUCUCACUUUCGUGAACAACACCCCCGCCAAGAGAAGGCAGUGAGUAGGACUUCCCUGGCAGAGGCUAUAUAUUCGCAUGGCCGUGUGAGAGCAUUUCGAGAGGGAGAGUGGACUAUCCCCACUCUCGGCUGUACCAGGGCAUUUGUGGGCAAGAUAGUUUCUAGUCUUUUUCGUCUAUAGGUACUAUUGUUGGCGCUCUUGCUCGCUAUUAACUUUUGUUGGUCUCAUUAUCACUAAACGAGUAUUUGGUGUUCACUGAAUUUACUUGCGUUGGUUCUUGUUACUCAUAUGAUGCUGGCUUGAUAUAGGGCGACCUUCAGCUUUUAAUUACUACGUAAACAACCGCAUAUCAACUGGUUGAAAGCGUUUUCUCUAAAACUAGCCAUUAUAGCUUGUAAUUUCAGAAUCCUACUUCGCGGGUCGAUUACUGACUACUUAUCUUUUAUUCAUAUAGUUGUUUAAAAUAUACUUACUAAGUUUUAGACCUACGUUUUUUCUUUUCUCAGACCCUUUGUUGCGCCGUUUGACCUGGCAGACUGGAAUCCCACGCAAGAUUAUCCCUUCACUUUUUUACCAAGCAAAACUCGUUAACCUGUUGAAACAGUUCUUUCAGCAUGUUUUUGAGGCUAGAGAGUUUAGGUCUUAUUUUCUUGAUACUCAAUAUCUCGUGGUCGGUAGAUCGUGCUAAUUUUAAAACAUGUGAUCAAAGCUCGUAAGUUAAACAAUUUUAUAGUUUACUUAUAUUACAGGUUCUGUACUCGACAACGACAAAUAAAACCAGGGGAACUUGCGCACUGGUUAGAACCAAGUUCUGUCAAGAUAAACCCAUAUGGAAUGACUGCAGUUAUUUACACUGGAGAUCUAAACCAUUCUCUGUCACUGGAUGUUACCUAUAAUCAACACUCAAUCUUCCAUGUACUCAUUAAUGAAUUGACAGAUGAGUAUAGAAGGUUUCGUGUACCUACAGGAGACGUUUUGCUAAGCGUUCAAAAGGCCCCUGUCAGGUCUGUAUUUGCUGAGAAUAGUUUAGUGUUGGAUGGACAGUCUGGACACAAGGCAGUCGUGUAUUAUAACCCUUUUCAUAUCGAUUUUUUGCUGAAUGAUGUUGUUGUAGCAUCAGCAAAUAAGAGAAGCCUUUUAAAUUUUGAACAUCAGAGGAAAAAGCCUAUUAUCGGUAAAGAUUCAGUAUCUCAAAAUGACAAUCAUACGCUACCAAGUGAAAAUCAUGAGGUUGAUAUUUCUACUGUAAAAAGUUCCGAAGAUUCUUCAGGAAAUACAGAUGUAUCAAAAGACUCUACUACCGAUGAGGACAAGGAAAAUGAAAAACAAGAUCAUGUAGGUACAGAGCACUCAGCUCCUGAAGACCAGUCAUGGUCAGAAUAUUUCAAGGAACAUCUUGACACAAGACCUCACGGCUUAAACUCCAUCUCAAUGGAUUUCGAUUUUCAGGGAUUUAGUCAUGUCUAUGGGAUCCCAGAACAUGCCGAUGGAUUCGUCUUGAAAUCUACAAGUGACGGCGACCCUUAUAGACUCUAUAACCUUGAUGUAUUUGAAUAUGAGGUCUAUAACAAAAUGGCCUUAUAUGGUUCCGUCCCUGUUAUGUGGGGGCACAAUCAAAACAAUACUGUAGGUGUCUUGUGGCUUAAUCCGUCGGAAACAUGGAUCGAUAUUGAUUACUCAGACUCAAAAAACAGCGGAAUAUUUUCCGGCUUCUUCUCGAAAAAACCAGAGAAAUCUUCAGUACAAACGAGGUGGAUGUCUGAGUCCGGCUUAGUGGAUUUGUAUGUGUUUGUGAGUAGUACUCCAUCUGAUGCAAUGCGUUCUUAUGCUAGUGUGGUAGGUACCACCAAGUUACCACCCCUGUUUGCAAUUGGUUAUCAUCAGUGUAGAUGGAACUACAAUGAUGAAGCUGAUUUACUUUCUGUAGACAAACAUUUUGAUGAAUACGAAAUGCCUGUUGAUGUUCUGUGGUUAGACAUUGAACACACUGAUGGUAAACGUUAUUUUACUUGGGAUAGAACCAAAUUUCCAAAUCCAAAAGAAAUGGUUGAUAAACUGAACGCUAAAGGUCGAAAGCUCGUUACUGUUGUUGAUCCUCAUAUUAAACGUGACCCGAAUUGGCCUUUAUUCAGUAAUUCCCAAAAUAAUGAGAUUUUCGUCAAAACUAGAGAUGGGACCGAAUUUGAUGGUUGGUGUUGGCCUGGAUCUAGUGCGUGGCCUGAUUUCACUGAUAAAUCUGUUCAGCAGUGGUGGUCAAAUCUAUUCCUUACUUAUGAGCCUGUUUGCAAAGAUUCCAUGUUUACCUGGAAUGAUAUGGGUGAACCAUCAGUUUUUAAUGGCCCUGAAGUUACUAUGCAUAAAGAUGCCAAGCAUGCAGGUGAUUGGGAGCAUCGUGAUAUACAUAACUUAUAUGGGUUAUACGUGCAUAAGUCAACUUGGGAUGGACUCAUGUUGAGGUCGAACGGCGUAGAACGUCCUUUUGUGUUAACCCGUGCGUUUUUUGUUGGUUCACAACAGACAGCAGCUGUUUGGACCGGAGACAAUACUGCUGAUUGGUCACACUUAAAGGUUUCAACUUCUAUGCUUCUCAGCAUAUCGAUCGUGGGGAUAACUCUAUGUGGAGCUGACGUGGGAGGUUUUUUCGGCAAUCCAGAUUCUGAGUUAUUGACAAGAUGGUAUCAGGCGGCUGCUUAUCAACCAUUCUUCAGAGCUCAUGCACACAUAGAUAGCAAACGUCGUGAACCUUGGUUAGUGGCCUCGGAAUAUAUUGAUCCCAUUCGAAAAGCAAUACAAGCUCGCUAUCAUUUACUUCCAUAUUGGUAUACAUUAUUUGCUCGUUCGGAGGCGAACGGUCAACCAGUUAUGGCACCAAUGUGGUUUCAUUUUCCUAAAGAUGUGAAUACGUUUGAUUUGGAUGAUCAAUAUAUGGUUGGAGAAGCUGUGCUUGUGCGUCCUGUAACUGAUCAAGGUGCUAGCUCUGUGCAAUUAUAUUUUCCAAAGGGAACAUGGUAUCAUUAUCCAUCACUUGAGGUAUUUGCUGGUGGACAGUGGACACAGUAUCCAGUAACAAUAAAUUCCAUACCUGUAUUUUAUCGAGGCGGUUGGAUCAUACCACGAAAAGAGCGUAUACGUCGUUCGUCAUGGCUUAUGCGUGGUGAUCCCUAUACGUUUGUUGUUUUUUUGGACCCUCAGGAGCCUGAUGCUGUUGGUUAUAUAUACAUAGAUGAUUUCCAUUCAACUUCUAAAUCAAAUGCCCAGUUUUUCAAAAUUAUUUACCAACGAGUUGUCGACCCAACGGGUGCAGGUGUGCAUGGUGGACGAUUGCGCUUACAACGUUUACCAUUACCAGGUGAUACUUCCAUAGUACUACCUAAAGAUGAUGUUUUAAUACCGAAAAUUGAACGUUUUGUUAUUGUUGGGUUCAAUAGUCCCUUGGAAAGGGUUACUGUGAUCGAUGCCCAUAAACCACGAAGAAAUUUAGGGUUUUCCGUUACUCCGUCCUCUGUUUUUUCUGCUGGUUUCAAACACACACCAUCCAUUGUUGUUGUUCGUAAACCUGAUCUUUCUUUAAAUGAUGAGUGGGAAGUGCAUUUUGUCACAGGUAAAGAAUCCAGGGAUGAUUUAUAAAUGAUAGUUAACAUCAGUUCCAUUUGUUCAACAUGGUACUCUCAUGUGUAUAUGAUUUGGCUUCAAGUUAUCUUAUUUUCUAAAAUACUUGCUCAGUUUUAAUUUUUACAUCAUUUUUCUCCAUCUCUUCAAAUGUAAUGUGUACUCUUGCUUGUCUGUUUGUCUUCUUUUCACUCUUCAUGUCUUCGUCUCGGAUUUUUCUUAUUUUCUCAUUCUCAGUUCCCUUUUUUUAUUUUGUCAUUGUUCUGUGUUUGAGUGUAAACAAAGGAUUUUUCAUUGCUUUUAAAUACGUUUUUAUUUUAAAAAGUAAAUUUGUUUAGUUAAGACAGAAACUUCUUUAAAAUUUAUAAUUGGAUCGUCAAAAGACUUAAAUUUAUAUUUAUAUAAAUGGUUUAGCUAUUUACCUCAAGACAUUAUUGUAAAAUAUACUCAUUUGUCUAAACUCUGUGAUUAAAAAUGUUAAGU
Messenger RNA from Schistosoma rodhaini, 5539 nucleotides. The record is from the annotation of a GenBank genome assembly. Lineage: Eukaryota; Metazoa; Platyhelminthes; Trematoda; Strigeidida; Schistosomatidae.